Molecule: messenger RNA, 4364 nt
Organism: Tribolium madens (black flour beetle)
Lineage: Eukaryota; Metazoa; Arthropoda; Insecta; Coleoptera; Tenebrionidae
Product: potassium voltage-gated channel subfamily H member 6-like
Exons: 20
Coding region: 275-3829 (1184 amino acids)
Biological process (GO): membrane repolarization during action potential; potassium ion transmembrane transport
Cellular component (GO): membrane
Molecular function (GO): inward rectifier potassium channel activity
Source: RefSeq, a predicted model, not a curated record
CUCAGUUGAAUGACACUGAGCUUCGAGACGCGCGAAUGUCGCGAAAAUCUCGAGUGCAAUGCGCGCGCACCCUCGGGGGUGUAUUUUUACCGAAAUUCGUAUAGAUUUGCUCGGUUUUUGGUAAAAAUCUGUGCGUUUAUUUUUGGAAAUAGCCGCGAUUUUAUAUUUCAACCGCUGAAUUUGCCUUAUGGAUGCCUUAUUUUUGGUGUUUCGAUGAAUUUUUCCUCACGAAAAUGAACAACAUCGAGUGCGAACUGUUGUAGUUGUUGUUGAUAUGCCGGUGCGAAGAGGGCAUGUCGCUCCCAGGACUACGCUUAUUGAAACAAUCAUCAGGAAAUUCGACACUGACAAUCGUUCAUUUUUGGUGGCCAACAGUCGCGAAGGACAAUGUCACAUAAUCUACUGUUCGGACGGCUUUUGUCGACUCACAGGCUAUUCCAGAGCAGAUGUGAUGCAACGUUCGGCCUCUUGCGACUUCUUGUGCGGCCCUUUGACCUCCCAACAGGCCGUCGCCAGUCUCAGAGAGGCCCUACAAGAGGGCGUCGAGAAACACGCAGAGAUACUCUACUACAGGAAAGACGGCUCAAAGUUCCUAUGUUCCGAAGUGAUAGCCCCCAUACGAAGCGAAGUGGAUGACAUAAGUUUGAUUAUUAUCAAUUUUGAAGAUUUAACGGCGGUUCCGACGGCGUCUCUGGAGAGUAGUCCCGUGGGGAAACCCCGACUUAGUAAAUUUGACAGAGCCAGAGCUUCGUUUAGGCAGAGUCUCAGGUUGGGGUCGAAUUUGCGAGGAAGAGGCCUUAGAUUAGCGGGGUAUUUGACGCCCCCGAGUGACGUCACCGCCGCCGAAGAGGAGGCGGAUACUUUGGAGCAAUGUCCUCUGACAUCGAAUUCUCCGACUCCCAUUUUGGAACAGACGUGGGUGUCAAAAACCGAAGUGCCGACGGCGACGACACACACAACGAUUCCAGUGCCGCCUCAGACCAAAGAAUACACAGCUUUGGCGAUAUCACAUAGUGCUCCAACGAGUCAUCAAGCGUCAUUCGAACGGGGAGAAAGUGUGGAAAGAAGUAGACCACCAAUCACAAAUCGGCACCAAACACCAAUUAGAGUCUCGCAUGCGACAAGUUUAGAUGCUAUAGCUAGAAGGCAGUGUUUUAGGAGCGGUUACCCCACUGUUAGUGUUUGUAAACCCCAAUUAAGCAAGCAAUUUCCCAACGUUUCCUCCGAGAGCGAUUUACAACGCUUCAGAACGGCGCCACAAUCACACGAUCGCAAAAGUCCAAGUCUAAGCAACCCAACCGAUUCAUCCAAACAAAAAGUCUGUCCUCAGUUUUCGUUUCAAGACAAUGGAUCGGCGAAAUACUUCCAAAGCGGGAUUCACACACCGAAAAUGGGCGAAAAAGUCGCUCAGGUGUUGUCUUUGGGGGCUGAUGUACUUCCAGAAUACAAACUGCAGAAUCCGAGGAUACAUAAUUGGACGAUUUUGCAUUAUUCGCCAUUCAAGGCCGUCUGGGAUUGGAUCAUACUGAUUCUGGUCAUGUACACUGCGAUAUUUACGCCUUAUGUUGCCGCUUUUUUACUUAACGAGCCCGAUAAUAACAGGAAAAAUAAAAAGUACGGGGAGGAUCCCAUUGUGAUCAUAGACUUGAUAGUGGAUGUUACGUUUAUCAUCGACAUUCUCAUCAACUUUCGCACGACUUACGUCAGUGGAAACGAUGAGAUUGUCUCGGACCCCGUCAGAAUCGCCAUCCACUACCUAAAAGGGUGGUUUUUCAUCGACUUGGUGGCUGCUGUGCCUUUCGAUUUGCUAUUUUUCGGAAGCGACACAGACGAAUUGGGCUUGGAUAAAGACGAGACGACGACUCUGAUUGGACUGUUGAAAACAGCGAGACUUUUGCGAUUGGUGAGAGUUGCGCGGAAAAUCGACCGAUAUUCCGAAUACGGAGCCGCCGUUUUGCUACUCCUUAUGGCGACUUUUGCACUUAUUGCCCAUUGGUUGGCCUGCAUUUGGUACGCUAUUGGGAAUGCAGAAAACCACUCAAAAAUCGGAUGGUUGGAGAUUCUAGCCAAUGAUACUCAUCAAUUCUACGGCCCGAAUAAUACAGGGGGGCCCAGUAUUAAAAGUCGGUAUGUGACGGCACUGUAUUUCACGUUUACGUCACUGACAAGUGUCGGAUUUGGCAACGUUGCACCCAACACGGAUGCCGAGAAGAUUUUCACCAUCUGUGUGAUGCUGGCUGGAUCCUUAAUGUACGCCAGCAUCUUUGGCAACGUUUCGGCCAUUAUCCAGCGCCUAUACUCAGGCACCGCUCGUUACCACACUCAGAUGCUCCGGGUCCGUGAGUUCAUCCGCUUCCACCAGAUUCCCAAUCCUUUGAGACAGCGUCUGGAGGAGUACUUCCAGCACGCGUGGACUUUUACCAACGGGAUUGAUAUGAAUUCGGUGUUGAAGGGAUUCCCCGAGUGUCUCCAAGCCGACAUUUGUCUUCAUCUAAACCGGAAUUUACUUCAGAAUUGUAGCGUUUUUAAUGGUGCAAGUCCGGGGUGUCUCCGGGCCUUCACGUUGAAGUUUAAGACGACUCAUGCGCCACCUGGGGAUACACUAGUGCAUCGCGGGGAUGUACUCAGCUCGCUGUAUUUUAUAUCAAGGGGGUCGAUUGAGAUUCUAAGGGAUGAUGUUGUGAUGGCCAUUUUAGGCAAAUAUGAUAUUUUCGGGGAAAACCCGUGUUUACAUCCCACAUUGGGAAAAUCGAGCUGUAACGUUCGGGCUUUGACGUACUGUGAUUUACAUAAGAUACAUAGAGAUGAUCUCCUAGACGUGCUAGAACUCUACCCGGAGUUUUAUAACCAAUUUAUGAAUAACUUAGAAAUUACGUUUAAUUUAAGGGAUGAGGAGCAAGCCGGUGUCAUCCCUCGUCGCUCUUUCUACCCCAAAAAUCACCCCAAAGAAAGUCGUUUUUUCCGCGGAGUUAACUCAAAUGGCGUUUCAAGUCGGGGAAACUCAAUGACCGGACGACAAGACUCCCAAUACAGCGACGAGUCCGAAUCAGGACAUGGAAUUCUAGAAUUCACCACUGAAAAAGCCGGUCAAGAUGUGACACCAAUUAAUUUGGAUUUCGGCGAAGAGAAGAAAAGAUCGUCCACUUUAAACUCAAUUACAGGCAUGCUAUCACAGCUCAAAAGAAGUAUACCCGAUCUAAGGUUACACAAAACGCAUCAACCGCUCAUAGCCCAAUCGACGCCCCCUUCCAGCCACCGUAUCCGCACCAUCCGUCGCCAAUCCUCCGUGGGGACCUAUCAGGACUCCGCCCAGCAACAGCCCCCGCCCCAGGUGCCCAUCUCUAGCAGCACCAGUUAUUACACCAACAGCCCCUCUUCGCCCCACCAUGAAGCCCCCCAACAUUCCACACCAAGCCCACUCGAAAACAUCCAUUCGAAAUUGGAUCAGUUGACGAGGAGGAUCCAACAGCUGGAGGAGAGUCUCGCGGGGGAUGUUAAGACUAUUCUGGGGCUGUUGCAAAGGGGGCACGAAGUGCCCGAGUAUGAAAAUCUAGAUCCUAGUAGAAUUAGGUACACGUUUCAAAGGUCGGUGAGUGAACCUAAACCGAUCUCGAAAUGUCAACAGCAUUCCCAAGUACUACAUAGGUUUGCUUCGUUUAAUAAAGCUUUUGAUUUUGAUAAGUUUCAAGACCCAUCAUGGACUGAUGUGUUUGUAAGCAAGGAGAAAGAUAGUAAAGAAGACAAGACAGCCCCAAUCGCCAAAUUAGAGUCACUCGACGAGCUUGAUUUGGAAUCGCCAUUGGGGAGUCCGAAAAAACCCAAAAAGUAGCACUUUUGUUGUUGAAACCAGUGAGAUUUGUAAUAAUUAAGACCCGAAUUUGGAAAAUUCGACAUUUUAGUGAAAUAAUAGAUACUUUCAGCUUACAAUUGAGAAAUUUCCAUUUUCGUGCUCGACUGGCGCUGCGUCCAGGACUUAUCACUUUAAAAACUUGUGUUACAUAUCGUUUUUUGCUCUUGUAGGUGCAUAUCUUGCCUCGGCAAUUGCCUUAUUUCUCGUAGCAAUUCAUUUAGCAAUAAGUUGCGUCCGUUUGUCGCAGUGCCAGUCCUCGAGCUAAAUAUCCGUCGCAAAAUCUACGAUAAGGUUGAUCUUUUUGUAAAAAAGGUGGUUAAAUGAAAGACAAUUUCAAAUAUUUCCCUAAUUGUUUGUUGAAAUUAUUUGUUACGCUUGUUUUUCGCAUCAAAUCGCUUUUAUGAAAUUUUGUAAGCACAAAUUAUAUGUUUAUACACAAUUUUAUCAUAUUUUUAAUAAUAUUAUGUAAGACAAAAUCAUUACUCGUCACAUGCCCCUGAAUAAAGGCAUUCGA